Molecule: messenger RNA, 818 nt
Organism: Dendronephthya gigantea
Lineage: Eukaryota; Metazoa; Cnidaria; Anthozoa; Malacalcyonacea; Nephtheidae
Product: zinc finger AN1 and C2H2 domain-containing stress-associated protein 16-like
Exons: 5
Coding region: 156-623 (155 amino acids)
Cellular component (GO): cytoplasm
Molecular function (GO): zinc ion binding
Source: RefSeq, a predicted model, not a curated record
AGAUCCGCAGAUGUAACUCACGAUGACGCGACAAAAACAUCAACAAAAAUCGAAAACAAUGACUAAGAUUUUUAUUUUUAAAAUUAUCCUUGGUAAUAAAGCACUGCCCGCAUCGUUGGGGUCUUUAUACAAUCGACCAAGAAAGUGUACACUGUAUGAAAAUUAUGGCUGAAGCUAUUACAGACGCUGAUCUAAUUUCGUUGGGAAAGCAUUGUUCCGUUGAUCACUGCAAGCAACUGGAUUUUCUCCCAUUUAAAUGCACCUUUUGUCGAAACACUUUCUGUCUUGAACACAGAACUGCAGAAUCACAUCAAUGUCCACACAGUUAUGUCACCAAUGUGCAAGUACCAGUAUGCCCACUGUGUGGAAAGAUUGUAAAAAAAGCAAGAAACCAGGAUGUUAAUACACAGAUGAGCUAUCACAUCCAAAGUGGAUGCAAGGAACUUGUCGUCAGUCAGAAACCAAAAAAAGAAAAGAAAUGUUCAUUUAAAAGUUGUAAAAGACACGAGGUGUUACCUUUCCAUUGUGAUCAAUGCCAAAGACAGUUCUGUGUGAGACACAGACAUGCACAGGAUCAUUUGUGCCAUACAAAAGCUUUGUAUCCCGUUGUGACAUGUGCCUAGAGCUUUGUGAAGUUGAAUUUGAUGUUGUAUGAAGCUCUGAUGGAAUGACAUCAGGAGAAAUGCACAUUCAUCUUUUUUAACUCAAUGUAUUAUAUACAUAUUUAUAGAAAAUUACACAAAUUAUCAAUUCAAUUCAAUAACAGUUGUUAUGUUACUAUUUAAGUAAAUCCAGUUAUAUAUUAGAAUAUUAUAAAU